This is a messenger RNA of Pogoniulus pusillus (Red-fronted tinkerbird), 8956 nucleotides long. It is a transcript of the gene CBX6, whose product is annotated as chromobox 6. The record is from RefSeq and is a predicted model, not a curated record. The transcript is spliced from 5 exons. Gene Ontology annotation, cellular component: PRC1 complex; chromatin. The coding region runs from base 51 to 1265 and encodes 404 amino acids. Gene Ontology annotation, biological process: negative regulation of transcription by RNA polymerase II. Gene Ontology annotation, molecular function: chromatin binding. Lineage: Eukaryota; Metazoa; Chordata; Aves; Piciformes; Lybiidae.
GGCGGGAUUAUUAUGGGCUGUGGGCGCCGCCGUUGCUGCUGAGGAGCAAGAUGGAGCUGUCUGCAGUGGGGGAGCGCGUCUUCGCCGCCGAGUCCAUCAUCAAACGGCGCAUCCGAAAGGGGCGCAUCGAGUACCUGGUGAAAUGGAAAGGCUGGGCCAUCAAGUACAGCACCUGGGAACCCGAGGAGAACAUCCUGGACUCCCGCCUCAUCGCCGCCUUCGAGCAGAAGGAACGAGAACGUGAGCUGUAUGGGCCCAAGAAGAGAGGACCUAAGCCUAAAACUUUUCUUCUGAAGGCUCGGGCCCAAGCGGAGGCCCUCCACAUUGGGGAUGUACACUUUUCUGUCAAGCCUGGUUCUAGCACCUCCUCUCCCAAGCUCCACUCCAGCGCUGCAGUGCAUCGGCUUAAAAAAGACAUCCGUCGGUGCCACCGCAUGUCCCGGCGCCCCCUGCCUCGCCCAGACCCCCAGAACGGUGGGAGCGUGGGCGGUGGGGCUGGCAUCCGUCCUCCCGUCUCGCCCUUCUCGGAGACCGUCCGCAUCAUCAACCGUAAGGUUAAACCCCGCGAGCCCAAGCGCAGCCGCAUCAUCCUCAACCUCAAAGUCAUUGACAAGGGUGGGAAACCAGCCAACGGGGCCGGGGGCCUGGCUCGGCCCAAGAUCCCGUCCAGAAACCGUGUCAUUGGCAAGAGCAAGAAGUUCAGCGAGAGCGUCCUGCGCACCCAGAUCCGCCACAUGAAGUUUGGCACCUUUUCGCUCUACAAUAAGCCGUCCACUGCACCCCCUCCAUCUCUGGAGGGCAAGGGGGAGGCUGAAGGCUCCCAGGCAGCCUCCUGUGGGCUCAUUAUGAGCUCCACCCCCUAUGAUGCUCCCAGCUCCAGCUCCUCGGGCUGCCCAUCACCCGCCCCACACUCCUCCUCCGACCCUGAUGAUUCCCCUCCAAAGCUACUCCCUGAGACCCUCAGCCCAGCCAUCCCUGACUGGCGUGAGUCGGAGGUCCUCGACCUCUCGAUCCCACCCGAGUCAGCUGCCACCAGCAAGCGUUCUCCCCCAGGAGGGUGCAGUGGGGGGCAGACGCCCUCCUUGUCCCUCUCUUCUGACCCAGAGCAGGAGGCUGGCGACUGGCGUCCUGAGAUGUCUCCGUGUUCAAAUGUGGUGGUCACAGAUGUCACCAGCAACCUCCUCACUGUCACCAUCAAGGAGUUCUGCAACGCAGAGGAUUUUGAGAAGGUGGCGGCAGGCAGCAGCGGAGGUGGCAGCAAGUGAGCAGCCAGAUCCCCCCGCUCCAAGAGCAUGGGGGAAACUUUACCUGCAAGAAGUUGUGGUGCGAAUGGCUGUCCUUAGUUCUCUCCUCCUCCCCUUGGCUGUCCCUUUGCCCUCACUGCCACCUUUCCUCCUGCCCACUCUCUCUUGCCUGGAGGCUGGAGUGUGUCAGUAGUGGGGAGCAAAGCUGCCCACCAUUCCCAGGUGUUGCUGCCUCUGGGAGGAGGCAGAGAAGGUUGUGGUGGGGCUGGGGAGUGGUUGUUUGUCCUUGAAUGUGGUGUUGUCCAACGGGCGGUGGAACCUUUGAGGAUAAGGGAUGGGUGAGUGUGUGUGUGUAGGAGCGUGGGGAAGGUGCUCUUCCUUCUCCUUCCCCUUCUGUCUUUGACAAAAAAAUGAAGAGCUCCAGACACUUGAUGGGAGGAUGUGAGAGGAUUGGAGCCCUUGCCCAUGCCCCCUAAGCCUUCUCCCACAAUGUGCAUGCAGUCUCUUCCAUUCCUAUGUUUGCUUUGUCAUGACUCUCAUCCUGCCAUCUUCCCCUUUCUUGGCGAAGGGCCUGGAUCUGCCCUCUCUGCUGUCCUCUUGGCAGUUGCUGAUCCAGAUGUCCCCAGAGCAAGGGAGUGGCAGGUGAAGCAUCAUGCCUGGAAGGUGCUUUGAGACAAAGUAGGGGUGAUGGGGGGUGCCCUAUGCAGCAUAUACCCCAUAUUGGCUUCCCUUUGACUAUUGGUGCUACCUUGGCAGUUGUAUGGGCCCUUUCAGGUGCCCUGAUUCUUCCUUCCUCUUCUGCAUCUUCCAAUUUAUUAAGCUCUGCAAGGGAAGAGAAGGAAAGGGGAGUCAGAUUGUGGCCCUGAUCUUCCUUCUGGUGUUCAUCACUUGCACUUGCUUGGGCAAGAGGGCAUGAAAUGCCCUUCCCCAGCCUAUCCAUGGUGGAAGUGAGAGUGGGUUGUGCAUCUAUCCAUCAGUUUGGGGGAAGAUGUGCCAACAGCAUAAUGCUGCCUCAGCCUGGUGAGUCUGGUCUCCUGCCUCGGGUAUAAGCUUCCCCAGGCUCUUUUUCCUCCCCACUGCUCCUCUGGAAGGAGAGAAGGAUGAAUGCUAAGGCAGGUCAUUUGCUCUUCCUGCUUGCUUUGUUCUCUCCUGCUCUCCCUUCCCUGUGGUGGAUGGCCUGGAAAAUGGUUCCCCUCUGUCUUUUCAGCAUCUGAAGCAGCCCUUACAACUGCCAACCAAAGGUGCUAAUACCUGUCUUUCUUGCAGUGUGUGCAUGUGUACUAGAUCUUCUCCCUCAGAGCUCCUAUGAGCUGACCUAGAAAUUCCUUCUCUUCACCCCUAGCAAGUAGGAACAAGCAAGACCACAGCUUGCUGUUCUAUGCUCACAGCUCCCUCUUACCCUAACCACCCUUGUUCACGUAUGAAAUAAGCUCUCUUUUGCCUGCCAUUUCUGGCUUGCUCCAAUUCUGUGUGGUUCCGAAGCUCCACAGUGAGAUGCUCUUAUUUCACUCUCCUUUCUUCUACAGGACUCAGCCUGUAGGGGUAAGGAAGAGAGGUGCUGAUAAUUGGUGGGAGAGCCUCAAUCUCUUAACUCUGCCCCUGCUAUUCAGGAUGGAGCAGAGGUGUCACUUCUACACAACAUGCUGCAGAGGUCAAAAGGGUGGAAAAAUUCCUCCUGCCAGGGUUCACCUACUUAAAAACCUGCCCUGGGCGGGUGAACACAAGUGGGAUUGCCCCUCUGGUGCUUCCACAGGAGGAUGCUCAGGAGCUGCUGGCUCUGAGGGGUGCUCUUGUGGAGUAGUGAUUUUUGUGAUUGCACUGGUCUGAGAGUAGAAGGGAGGCAAUUUGUGGGAGAGUUGUAACAUUUGUCUUCCCAAGGCACAUCAUUGAAGUGGUAGAGGGAUAGACUGGCUUCUGAUCUUAAUUAAGGCUUCUGUGCCCAGAGCUUGUCUUUCUCUUCCUCCAGUGCCCACCUUGGUGCAGUAAUAUCUUUGAUGUCCUCCCCACAAGCCUUACCUCUCAGCAGGUGGCAUUUGGAGUGGUGGGACACAGUGAAUUUACACCAGUUGUGGUUGGGUGUCAUGCACAGACAGUCUGAGGGGAAUUCCAGGUGCUCUUCCAGGUGCGCCACCCUUUGUACACCUCUUAAUUUUAUUUUCCUGGGUUAAAGAGCUUAGUGGACUCUUUGGGGAUGUGAUUUCAUUCACAUCUGAAGCUAGGGGUAUGGAGAAAGACUUCCCUAAUCCAUUCACCAAGCUAAGGCUUCCUAUAACUUGUUGGACUCGUGUGUGUGUCUUAAUACCUGCCUGUAUUUUUUGUGUCUUUAGUUUCUUUUGCAUCUUUCCUGUGCCUGGCACACCUGAGGAUCCCUUAUUUUAGCAUAGCCUAUCCAUUUAACUGCAGUUUCAAAGAUGAGCAGUUUGUAGGCAUAGGGAAAAGCUUUUCCUUAGGGAAACAUCAAGGAGAUUCUUCUUUUUCCCUUCCUUCCCCUUCUCAACAAGUACUAUUCUGUGGCUGUGAGAUAAGAGGAGCUUUUUUUAUGGGGUGGAUGCAAACUGGCCAGUCACUUUAGGUUGUUGAGUUACUGUUUGGUGUGUAUGUGGUGAUGUGUUUUGCUUUGUGAUAUUGAGGUUCUGAAAAAAAAUAUGAAGCAUUUAAGUGGGAGAUAAAAGGGAACUUUAAUAGGAAACUUUUGAUGUAUUUUGGCCAAGAUGUGUUUGCUUGGCAGAAUUCUUUUCCCUGGUGUCUCUUGUAUGGUGUUCUUUGGGUGCAGGGAGCAGGAAUUGAUUAAUUAAAGGGUUUUGCCUUUCCCCAGAGUGACAAGCAAAGGAACUGUCUGAAGAGCAAGAGAGUAGGUCAUCGUAAGGGAUACUUAGUGAGGACCUUCUGUCUGUGAUGAGGAGAUGAGGGGACUUGCUGCAGUAGAGGAAUUUGUGCGGUAGAUCCUCUUCAUAGAGGAACAAAGAGGCAUGAUCUGGCUUGGCUUACAGACACAGCUUGACUGCUUUUGUGACAAAUCCCUCCCUGGGUUGGGUCACCAGGUGGGAACCAAACCCUGAACCUCUGGAUCCAAAAUAAGGAUCCUCUGCUGUUUUGACUAACUCAAAACAGCAUUUUUUUGCUGUCUUGAACACUGCAGCAGCCUCAAGUGAAUGAGCUACUUGAAGCUGACUAAUCUGCCUUCGUAUUCACGUAGGUUAUACUCAUCCUCCUGAAUUUUUGCCUUUUCUCCUUAAUGGAGAUGGGAUAGAAGAUCAUCCAUGCCCUUUAAAAAGGACAUGGGGUUGAGGGAGGAGUUUAUGAAAGUAUCCCCUUCCCUUCCCUGUAACUCCUAGGAAAAAAAAAAAAAGCAAAACCAGGGAAAUAUUCUCUGUGUCUGUGCCAUGUUUGUUCUCUUGUCGUGUUUUUAGAGGAGAUUUUAUGAUGGAGUGGAUAAAGUGAAAUGAUUAGUUUUGCAUAAAAAAAGAGAAAAGCUUAAAAAAAAAUUUCUACAGGGAGAGAGCGAGAGAGAGAGAGUUUAAAAAUGAAUAAUAAAUGCAGUGAUUGCACAAACUGUAGUGGUAUUAGAUGGUCCUUAGAGAAAAGAGUAUUUUGUAGUAUUGAAGCAUGUGUGUCUGGGAUGGUGUUUGGCUUGCUUGAACUGGAGGGAAAGGUAUUCUGGGACUAAGCAGCGAUCUCUGAGCUGAAAAGGCAAGUUGUAUCUUGGAGGAACCCUGUCUACAAACCCUUCCCAUCCUUGCCUUCCAAGUGUUGGAGUGAAUUCUCUUUCCUCCCAUACCUCUCCUGUGAGCUAAGGUGGAAUCUCCAAGUGGUUUUCCAGCCAAGCAGCCCUUGGAACUGGCCAGUUGCCUUCUGCCAGAAUGUGGAUCAGGCCCCAAUAUGGAAACAGUUAACUCCCUUUGCAUGCACAGCAAGCUGCUAAGAUUUGGGGUUGGCAUGUACCUUUCCUGCCAAGUCACUUCUCUUUUCCCCCUCCCAUAUCCAAGCACGGUGGACUUAUCUCUUGAAAAGCAGAUAGGCUUUGCCUCUUUAGGGUCUCUUAGCAUCUUCCAGCAUCAGGUGGGGAGUGGCAUUUUUCUUCAUAAGAUUCCCCACAUCAGGACAGAGAACUGAGUCCCAUCUGUAUAUAGUCCAGUGUCCCACCUCUGACAGCAGCUGGGUCUUCAGAGGCAGGUGAGGGAGCUGCCUUGUGUGCUCUGAAGGAGUUGCCAAGUGAGGCACACCCUUUUCUUGAGGCAAGCAAAUGCUUAAGGUUUUGGGGAGAUGAAAGAAGCACCUCGAUGGAACUGUGUGGUUGCCGCUUUCUGCUUUGGCUUCCUGUUUGGCAGUGGGAAGGAGUUGCCUGAACGUUCCUUCAAAGUGAGGAGGCAGCUCUUGUGUGCUGUCUUUCCCGUCCAAGAUGUCUCUGCUGGGCAUUCAUCUGGUGCAUGGGAGUGACUGCAGGGAAGGAGGAAGCCGCCAGAUGUUGGUGUCUGAACAGAAGGUGGCAGGCAGGAGACGCCAGGACAGCUUUUCUUGUCUGGACUUCUCUGGUAUCCCUGGCAUUAUAGUGGCAGGUGACGGUUGUCUCGAUGCUUCCCAUAGCCUGAGCUGCUCUUGGGAACUCAGUCAGUGCUUCCUAUAGCCUUCAGCUCAGAGUGGCAGCCUCUUGUCCUGUGCUCUCCUCGGUGAGCAGAGGGGGAUUGGGGAGGUGUGAAGCUAUUGAGAUGCAAGCUCCUUUUGGAAUGGAAAACAGAAACGUGUGGCGAGCAGGCCCAGCUGUGGUGAGCCACUGCUUCAUUUCUGUUUUCAGAAGAGAAAGGGAGCAUUUCUCUGUGUCUCCCCUUACUGAAGUUCCCAAGGAGAUUUUUAUGAAAUAACCCCCUAAACAACCACACUCCUGCUUCUUACUAGGUAGGAGCUGUCUCUGAGCUGUGUCUUCCUAGGGAUUUCACUCCCUUUCCCAGCCCCUCUUUGUAGAGGAGGUUUUGGCAGCUCCCAGCAUUUGGAGAUGAUCACUUUCCUGGGGAUCUCCUGGCAGAAAGAGGUUGCUGUGCUAAAGGAUGGUGUCUUGAGUCCCCCGUGCUUCUGCCCACCCCAGGUUGUGGCAUUAGUAGGGCUGCUCAGGAGCAGGUUCUUCUUCCCAGGGAGAUGUAACAAACCUGGAGUAUGUGUCUGGCUAAAUGCUUAUUUUUCCCCUUGCCUCCUUUCCUACCUUCCAACAAGGCCUUUUCCUCCUUGCCUGGCGUGUCCUUUUACUCCAAUAUCGCUUGCUUUUGCUGCAUUUUCCAAUUGCCCCAUAAUCGUGCAAGAGCUGGGAUCUUAUUUACUUUUAUAUAUAAAUAUAUAACUAUGAAAGAAACUCUCUCCUCUUUCCCCUGUUUCACCCACCACCCUGUGCACAGCCUUCCUAAGCUCUGUUCUGAAGGUGGUGUGCUCUAGAGGGUUAAUUUGGGGCCGGGGAUUUGGUGCCUCCUGGGUUCUGUUCCUUCCUAGUUUUGCCGUGGCCUUUCUGCCAGCUGUGUCACUGCCCUGUGCCUCUGUCUCCCUGGCGUGAAGGUGGGUGGAGGGGACCAUCCUGCUGAGGGUGCUGGCAGCCUGACUCCUGCGGCAUUUGCACAGAGCCAGAGGAGUGCUGAGUACUGCUUCAGAAAUCCCCCUCCCCCCUGUCUGUGCUUCCUUCUCUAGGUAACUCCAGGAAGUAUCUUCAUUUCAUCAGCGAUUUGGGGUUGAGAAAAUAAGUGGCUUUAUUUUAGGUUUUAGGUCCUUCCCUAGAGUGCAUUGUGCAUGGUUUCUUUUUGGGAGCACAGAUGGGAGGAGGUGGUGGAGUCUCCAUCCCCUCCUUUGCCCUUCCAUCCACUACUUCUCUCCUGUUUCAGUGUUGCCCUGUGUCAGGCUGGCAUGGUUAAGUAAAGUUUGCACCCUUAUCUGUGCAGGGUCAGCCUGCAAUGUCAUGUGGGCUCUGUGUGGUGCAUCUGAGGUGCUCUGUGUCCAUCCUGCCUUGCUUGUAAAGAUGUUGCAGAGCUCAAAGUUCUUUCUCUGUUAUUUAAAAUUUCUCCUUGGUCUGAAGGGAGGUGCAGUCAGUUUGCCCUUCCUGCGGUGGUGGGCUGCCUGUGGCAGCUCUCUUGUCCCUUCCAGCUUCUCCAUGGUGGGAAAUAUGUCCCCAGGACUAUCCUGAAGUACAGUCCUUGGAGUGAGCGCUGUGCUUUAAGCCCUCUCCCUCUGGGCACCUAUCUGAGUGCUGGCAGACGCAGUGGCAGGAAGGAGUAGGGAUACCCUCUGAUCUUCUGGGCUGAGUGGAGCAGGGGGAUGGGCAUCAAGCACCAUGUUGCAGUGUAGAGGAGAAGCAAGGUGACAGAAGAGCAGCUAGAUGCAGUCAGAGUGAUUUGAGCUUCAGGGGUGGCUCAGAAACCCUAUCUGGCAGGAGGGCAGGGGCAUGGUCAGAAGAAGCAGAUGAAGUGUUCAUUCCUGUUCUCAACUUAAUUCCUUUUUCAGCUGAGCACUUGGAGCUUGCACUAAACAGCAGGAAUGCGGCUGGGUGCCUCAAAGCACUUUGUGGGGCUUUGGAGCUAUGUAGUGCCCAUAUGUGCCCCAGGGCAGCCCCCACCCCCCCGGCUGCACCCUGCUCUCUAGGGGUGCUGAGGGUUUUCUUCUAGGCAGAGUAGCAGGCAGGUUGCUCUUUAGCUGACCUGGAGGGAGCCUGCUGCUUCCAGCCCCCCAGCUGCAAAGGGGGAAGUAAUCUUAGGUCUCAAAAAAGGAGACUUCUUUGUGAUGACUUCAGUUGUCAUGCCCAAGCUAAUCAAUUCAGUAUGCUGUCCUACUCUUCUCCCCCCUGCCAUUAAGCCUUCUAGGUUCCUUAAGAAUAGAGGACUCUGUUUUGGGAUAUCUCUUCCCCCCCACCUUUCUCCAUUUGUUUUCUUUUUGGAUAGAAAGUUGUCUAGUGGUGGUGGAGGACAGGGGCCUGCCUGAUCUGAUCCUUCCUUUCACCUUCCCCAGUGCCAAGCUUAGGCUCAAAUCCUGCAGAUUCCUGCAAAUACUGAACUUUGAGCAGGCAAGUUACCCCCCUGAGCUCUGUGGUACUUGAGUGCUUCACGUUCUGCCUGUGCUAGAGUCUUGGCAGCAUCAGAGCCUUACCCUUUCUCUUAGAGAAGGUCAGUCUGAACUCCUAGAGUGCUGAUGGUUCUGGUGUGACCCAUCUGUCUCUUUUUAUUUCCCCUCACUUGGCAUACAGAGUGAAGGUGAUGAUAAUUUUAUUAUUUUGUUUUGUUUAAUUUAAAAUAAACCUAAAUAUGUAUCAAUGUUUUGGUUUUUUUGGGGGGGAAAAUGCAUUUAAGGAUCGUGCACGGAUGAAUUGUAUAUCUAUAUAUAUUAUUUUUUUUGUGUCUUGCAAUUUCAUUUCAAAUAGUGUUUGUUUUUUUGGGUUUUUGUGGGGGUUUUUUUGUGUUUUUGUUUUGUUUCAUGUUGUUUUUUUAAUCCAGUUCCCAGCUGGCUAAACUCUGUCUAGAGCGGAUGGGUGGGAGGCAUAGUGACUGAAGGGGUGAUGGAAUCACCCCUUCCUCUGGCACUUCUCACAAGAGAAUGGUUUGCUCCAGGUUUGGGGGUGGGGGUUGUGCUAAUUACUCUUGUAUUCUUGUACAUUUUGUUCUUUCUGCUGCUCUUGAAUAUUGUAUCAAUGCCAGAAAUGGGGAGUUAAAAAUUAAAAAUUAACCCAAAUAAAAUUGUUACAUUCCAAA